Pundamilia nyererei is the source of this 2245-nucleotide messenger RNA. RefSeq lists its product as uncharacterized. The transcript is spliced from 3 exons. NCBI's taxonomy places the organism in Eukaryota, Metazoa, Chordata, Actinopteri, Cichliformes, Cichlidae. The record is from RefSeq and is a predicted model, not a curated record. The coding region runs from base 304 to 1053 and encodes 249 amino acids.
CGGAGCAACUCCCCAUCAGCGCGCUCCUGCCCGCACCGGAGACAUGGGACUGAGGAGUCACCGAGGGGGAAACUCUUCAGCGACUCAACACAACAAACCAAACUAAGGAAAGCAGCUGUGGCUCACCAUGUCGUCCGGACUCUUAAUUUUCUUACCUGAGUUUUUAACUUUAACUCAGUGACUUUUAAAAAAAAAAAGGACCGGAAGAGAAGCUAGAUAAAUGACAUCCGUGCAUUUUUGAUUACCUGGGGCAAAGUGCCACACCUUCGCUCACCAAGACAGCUCCACGACACAGCUAGCCAAAUGGGGUGCCAAUGCUGCCGGAUGAUUAAAAGCUACGUCUACGACCCCUCAGCUCCAGUGGACAUGAGGAAGAGCGACUCCACAGGCAGCUCGCUCUACCAGCCCCAUCGCCGCCCGGGCGGGGCCCCAAACAGAGACCUAUAUGGUGAGGCCAAGCAGAAGCAUGGCUUUCAUAACAUGGCUUACAGCAAGUCCAAUGAGAGCACACUAAAACUAGAAGUUGACAACAACCAUGUCAACCAAAGACUGCACCGUCAGGGGAGUAUACCACCGACAGAGGGAGGGCUCUACAUCAUCCAGCCACAAGGGGUGGGGCAGCAAUGGAUGACGCAGGAAAAAGGUCUGAGCCAGGUGCCCGUGUACCCCAGCGUAGAGAAUUACGAGAUCCAGAGGAGCCAAGCGACGAGUAACGGGUGGACCAGCGCCGAGCACCGGCUCAGCAGCCCAGAGCUUUCAGCAGACGAGAUAGACGAGGGUGUGGGAGGGACCCCGGAGUACCUGUGUGACACGGGGGACGAGGGCAGCGUCUUGUCAGUGGACAUCCAAACCAGCAACACCAGCUUGUCCUCAGGGGGCACGAGGGACGAGCUCACGCUGACAAAGACUCCCGACGUCUCCACGAUGGAGAGCGGGAUCUCGGUGUCGAAGAGCGAGGACGAGGAGCAGGAGGUGCAGAGCAUCACGGACUCGAUGGUGGCAGAGGCUCUCGCUGCUCUGGAGGCCGCCACGGCAGGAGAGGACUAUGAGUGAAGGGCGAAUGCGCUCACCCACCACAUAAAAAAACUCUGAGGACUCAAAAGAGCAUCAAAACCACGAUGAGACGUUGCCACGCUUCUGGAGAAUAACGCUCAUAUCUAAGAACACGGGAAUGAAUGGAAACUCUGUUUACAACAAAGAUAUAUUUUUGAACCCUUGGAUAAUUUUUUUUAAGCUGUGGUUAUACUGACAGAAGAUAAUGUGUGCCUUGUGAAGGAGGCUACAUUUCCAAAGCUGCAAGUUUUGCAUGAAGCCACAACCAAAGAGACGUCAGAGUGCACGCUGAGUUUGACCUGCAGUGCACCCAACACUCCGUACAGUCCCAAUAAGCCUGGAUGUGCUCGUCCACGCACACACACACAGUUAGCGAUACACCACAUGUUGCUUUUAUCAUGUUUGGAUCUUAGUGUUUCUUCUGCAAACACAGUCCCUGCCAUAGGCUGUACAGGAACCGAGCACGUGGAUAAGGAGAGGUCAUCAUGGUUUUGUUCCUUAUAUUUUGUUCUGCUGUUAUUUAUAAAAUCGUACUGCUUUCUAAACUUGAUCUACUGAAUAUUCCGUAAAUGAAGGAUGAGGAGCUGUCUUUUAAUCGAGGCUUAUUCACUCGCUGAUCGUCGCUAUUAUGCACGUUAUGACUGUGUGAAAACAUUUCAUAAACAAGACCAUUUAUUCUAGUCAAUGUGAAUGUAAGAUCAGCUACAGUCAAACUGCUGCUGAGUGAACCUCAGAGGGGUCAUAGCUUCACCCUCUUAGCUUUUUACUUUUAAUUUUUAUUCCACUUUAAGGCUUCUCGUCCAGCCUGUGACGUUAGCUCAGCUCGGUGAUGACCUAACUGAGGCUGGGCGGCAGUACAGAGUGCUUUUUUAACGCCAGCCUCCCCCGUGGCUGCUCAGUGUUCACCAUAGCUCCAUAACCAAGUACACGCUUCUGUCUCUAUUCACUGAAUCUCAUACAAAUGUAAGCCAAAUCCAGCUCUCGAAGGUCUUAUAGCUAUCUUUAUCAGUACUUUGGUUUUGGAACCGCACUCAAGUAAUGUUGAUUAAUCACAAAUAAUAAAUAAGCUGUUCUGAUCAGUUGUGUUUUAAUUUUAUUUUCCCUAUUUGCCCCCAUUUCAGUCAUGGUUUGGCUGCCAAAUGAUUUCUAUUUGUUUGUAUUGUAAAUUAAAAUAAAAGUACUUGAAAAAUUG